UACCGGGGCGCCGCCGCCGCCGCCACUGUUCAUGUGCACCGGGCGCGCCGGAGGAGAAGGCCCCGCGCCGUCCGCAGCAUGACCAACCUCGACCCGCUGCUCCGAACUGGCAGCCAGAGAGGAAGGACAAACGACUGGUCUGCUAGUCUCAUCGUUGCUUCUCUGGCCGGGGCCUUUGGAUCCUCCUUCCUGUACGGCUACAACCUUUCGGUAGUGAAUGCUCCAACUGUGUUUGUAAAGAAGUUUUACAAUGAAACUUGGGAAAGAAGAUAUAACCAAUCCAUGCCAGAAGAAACAAUUACCCUGCUCUGGACUAUAUCUGUUUCUAUUUUUGCCAUUGGUGGGCUUGUGGGGGCUUUAAUUGUUACUCCAGCUGUCAAGUAUUUUGGCCGGAAGCGUACACUGCUGCUAAAUAAUGUGUUUGCCAUUGUGGCUGCGUUGUUGAUGGCAUUCUCUCAACUGGCAGGAGUCCUCGAAAUGAUUAUUCUGGGCCGGUUCAUAAUGGGCAUUGAUGGAGGUGUAUCUCUGAGUGCCCUCCCUAUGUAUUUGAGUGAAAUUUCACCCAAACAGAUCCGUGGUUCGUUAGGACAGAUUACAGCAAUCCUCAUCUGCGUCGGUGUCUUCAGUGGGCAAGUUUUAGGACUACCUGAGAUAUUUGGGAAGGAAUCCAUGUGGCCCUAUUUAUUUGGGAUGAUAAUUGUCCCAUCACUUAUCCAAAUGGCAGUCUUGCCUUUUCUUCCGGAAAGUCCUCGCUUUUUGCUGCUUGAAAGACACGACACAAAAGCAGCAGAAAAAGCAUUUCAGACCUUUCUUGGCAAAUCUGAUGUGUCGUAUGAAGUGGAAGACGUUUUGGAAGAGAGUCGAGUGCAGAGAAACACGCAGAUAGCAUCUAUCUUUCAGCUUUUGUGUGACAGCAGCAAGCGAUGGCAGAUCCUCACCGUAAUUGUAACCAUGGCCUGCUACCAGCUCUGUGGUCUUAAUGCUAUUUGGUUCUACACAAAUGACAUUUUCAAGGGAGCUGGACUAAGUCCAGAAAUAAUCCCAUAUGUUACUUUAAGCACAGGAGGGAUUGAGAUUUUGGCUGCCAUUUUCUCCGGCCUAGUGAUAGAACGACUCGGACGCAGACCUCUUCUGAUUGGGGGCUUUGCUUUGAUGGUCCUCUUCUUUGUAAUACUCACUGUGUGUAUGACUUUACAGGAUGAAGCAGUCUGGCUUCGAUACCUCAGUAUAGUCUGCAUUCUUGCAAUAAUUGCAUCAUUUUGUAUUGGACCAGGUGGGAUCCCAUUUGUCCUUACGGGAGAGUUCUUUGCUCAGUCUCAAAGGCCCGCUGCGUUCAUGAUUGCUGGGAUAACAAAUUGGCUCUGUAACUUUGCUGUUGGACUUCUUUUCCCUUACAUUCAGAAAGGCUUGCAGACAUACUGUUUCCUGGUGUUUGCUGUCGUCUGUCUCUCUGGUGCCACGUUCCUUUUCUUUGUUCUGCCUGAAACAAAAAACAAGACUCUUGCUGAAAUCAACCAGUCAUUUGCCAGGAAGAAGGUGCCUUUAGAAAUCCGUGAAAUGGAUCAGUUUGAAGCCAAGAGCAAAUCAAUGCAAGAACAAGAACACAACCUGUCUUCUACACUGGAAAAUGGAGAAUCCAAAAACAGGAUAGUCUAAAAUUGUGUUUAAUAGGAAUAUUUUUGCAUCUUACAUAUUGAUAACCACAAUCAUUCCUCCAGCCUAGACAAUUUUUUAAUCUGUGGUCAUAACCAGGGUUGAUCUGUGGUACAGGAGAUGGCAAAGUAUAAUGCAAAAUUAGAGGAGGGUUGCUCAAGGAAGU
Molecule: messenger RNA, 1819 nt
Organism: Lacerta agilis (Sand lizard)
Lineage: Eukaryota; Metazoa; Chordata; Lepidosauria; Squamata; Lacertidae
Gene: SLC2A9
Product: solute carrier family 2 member 9
Exons: 12
Coding region: 79-1656 (525 amino acids)
Biological process (GO): monosaccharide transmembrane transport
Cellular component (GO): membrane
Molecular function (GO): hexose transmembrane transporter activity
Source: RefSeq, a predicted model, not a curated record